GGCUGACGCUCAGUUUGUGUGGUUGUGUCAUUUACUACGUCUCUGUGAGAGCGAGGGGGAUGAUGUCACGGCCUGAUGAUGCUGAUGUCACUCUUUCUUUCUUUCCCUUGCACAGAGAGGAGGCUGUGGAUCUGUCUGGGUGUGAGUGAACGCCCUCUAGUGGAGCUGCUGACCAGCCGUCCUGCACAGCUUCUGUCUGUUUCUUACCUACAGCAUUUCAAGAGGUCUAUGGUCCAACGCUGAGCAGAGACCAUGUGGUGUUUGGAGCUGCUCUUACCACUGCUGUUGCUCAUCAAUGAUGCCAGCUGCCAGUGGAACGUCUGGGUACCUCGGGACAUCUCGGCCAUGACGAACUCCUGCGUGGUCAUCCCGUGCACCUUCAUGUAUCCGUCUGGUAUCAGGCCGUACCGCGGCACUCACGGUAUCUGGUACUUCGGCCAGCCGUACCCUCAACUCUUCCCUCCCGUCGUCUUCAAAUCACGCACGGACGUCGUGCACGAGAGCUACAAGGGGCGCACCAAGCUGCUGGGCGACCUGGGCCAGAGGAACUGCACUCUGCUCAUCAACAACAUCGGCGCCGAGCACUCAGGGAGAUACUACUUUCGUGCCGACCUCGGUGGAGCCAACAUGUACACGUACCCAGACUUCUCUGAGCUCAAAGUUCUGGAUCAACCCAACAUCGACGUCCCUGAGGAGAUCGUCAGCGAUGAGAGUCUGGAGCUGACAUGCUACGCUCCAGACAACUGCCCCGACAUGACUCCAGAGAUCCAGUGGAUGUACACCGACUACCUGCCCGACCCAGAGUUCAGCUCUGACUAUCUGGAGGAGAGCAACACAGCAGUACUCUCCAGCACCCUCACCUUCACGCCCAGACCCAUGCACAACGGGCAGCUCCUGGGCUGCAGGGUCUACUACCCCAACACCACACUGGUCUAUGAGAGACUCAUCUCUCUGGACAUCAAGUACGCUCCACGCUCUGUGUGGGUGAACGUGUCCUCGGAGGUGAUGGAGGGCAGCUCUGUGAUGCUGCACUGCGAGGUGGACAGCAACCCUCCUGCCAGGAUCUCCUGGAUGUUUGGAGACGAGGAGCUGCUGUGGGACACGGCGUCCAACCUCACCCUCUCCCUGGACGACGUGACGCCCACGCACGAGGGAAUCUACACCUGCGUCGGAGACAACGGCUACGGCAUCAUGAACACCUCGCUGUACCUGGCUGUCAAGUACCCUCCCCGCGAGCCCCAGGUCAACGACUCCAUGACGGUGCUGGAGGGAUCUACGCUGGCCCUGCACUGCAGCACCCAGGGCAGCCCGGCCCCGACCCUCACCUGGCUGAAGGACGGGGAGCUGGUGGGCACCAUCACCGCCGACGAGCUGUCGGUGCUGGAGAUCGUAGAGAUCACGCCGCAGGGAGACGGGCAGUACCGCUGCCUGGCCGAGAACGAGCACGGGAGAGCCAGCAGCUCCUUCAACAUCACUGUCGAGUACGCCCCGGUCCUCCUGGAGGAGUCGAAGUGCACGGUGGUGAGGGAGGGGGUCCAGUGUGUCUGCAUGGCCACAGGGAACCCUGAACCCACCAUCGAGUUCUACCUGCCCGACCAGAACGUCACCAUCAACGAGACAGACGGCCGGUACAACUUCUACACGCACACAGACGGACACACCUCCACGGGGAUGAUCAAGCUGAGGGAGAAAGGCGAGCGGGUCGACAACGGCGGCCCCGCCGUCAACGUUCACUGCAACUUCUACAACAUGUACGGGAGAGAGAGCAUCCUCCUGGAGCUGCAGCAGGAGAAAAAGUACAUGAUGGCAGUAAUAGUUGGCACCAUUGGAGGAGUGGCGGUCAUAGCCUUCAUCAUUGCAGCAGUGAGAUACGUUGGCCACAACAACAAGAAAGAGAAUGGCAACCCUAGGCAGGACGUGGUCCUGGAGAACCCAGCUUUGUACUACAGCGCAGUCAAGAAGGACAAACAAAAUCUGAGGAAGAAAGUGCUUAAGACAGAGCUGUUGGGCUCAAAGUUUAACUCCAUUCUAGAGGAGACUACGGGAGAAGACGGGGAUUAUCAACCUGUGGGCUCUAUGGCAGGACUGGAGAAGCAAGAGCUGAAUUACGCUGCACUGGAGUUUAUCGGGGCCAGGCCCAGGGAGGGGGCCUCAGGGAGGGGGGAUGAUGGCAGCAACUACACGGAAAUCAAAGCCAAAUGAAUCGCAAUCCUUCCCUGAUCCCUCGGCUAUGCGAGACGCAGUGGCAGCCCCAGCACAUCUCCUGGCCCAUAAACUGUGUAAUAACUCCCCUUUCUCUACCGGAUCUCACCCAUCACAUGAUGACUCCUUGGUUCCCAUUUCUUCACAUAUAAUUUACACAAUGCCAAUCCCCCACACCCCCUCUCAUGCUGCCCCUCCUCCACUGGACGCCCCCUUUCACAUGUCAUCAUUUGGGAAAACUGGUACUGUUUUGGGUCGGAGCAUGACCCACUGUGGACAAUGUAAAAGAAAUAAUUUACAUUUCUAGCCUCAGUUGUAGUACAUUGGCUCUAAACCAUGCAGUGUUAACCAGUGUCCAUGUUUUUGUUGCUUUCUCCAUGUUCUUCGUUGUGACUGUCACUAUUUGCUCUACAUGCGUCUCAUAACUGUCACUGUGUCUGCUGCCAGUCGAAGCAUCAGGGCAAGGAGUAACGGCGCUUUGUGUCCUCCUAUAUCUAUGUGUGUCUAUCAGCAGAGAGGAAAAACUCUCUUCUCUCUUUGGUUAAUUACACCCCAAGAACAUAACCGACUGAGGCGAGAGAUGAAAACACAUCUCAGCAUUUUCCACAUAAUUGUAUUUAAUGUGUGCUGUGACUCGGUAGCCUCUCAUAAUAAAUGAAAAAAAAAAGUCACCGUCACUUUUGAUAAUAAUUGAGGAGGUUGUGUAAAAUUCAAGUGUUACCUUGUCUAGUUCUACAUAGGCCUGUCACGAUAAUUACUAUAUCGACUUAUCGUUCGAUAUAUAAAAAUGGACACGAUAGUUUUUUCUGGACUCAAUAUUUGUUGUUUACAUGCGUUCCUUUUUGUGUUUUUUUGUGUUUAAAGUAAUGCUGCAAAUGUUUGACAGGCAGUACGAAUUACCGGGACAAAACCCUACAUUUCCCAAGCAGCCACUCCAGCUGUUUAUAUGUUAUUUUAAUAAUAAAAUAAUAAAAUACAUAAAGUUUAUCUCAGUGCAACGUUUUGCUAACAGAGCCUGAAAGUCUAUUUUAUUUGUUUUGCUUGUAGUUUAUUUAUGGGCUGAAAUAUGUGCCACCAGAAACUGAAUUUAAAUUAUUUCUAUUAGAAUUUGAAUUGCUUAACUUGAAUAAUUGCAUUAAAAAACUGAAUUUGAAUCACAUAAUUUGAAUUUGUAUUGUUCAGUUUGAAUCAUUGCAUUGAAAAACUGAAUCUGAAUUGUAAUUUGAAAUUGAAUUUAUUAGUUUGGAACUGUACAUUCAGUUCAAUUUCAAUGUUCUGCGACGAACAUCCAGGUAGUUGAGGCAGAGCAAUCGAGCGCAGAAAACGGAGAUGCUGAUUGGCCGAAGAGGCGCUAUGGCAACCGAGUGGCAACAAAUGUUUCAGUUUUCCAAUGCAACGAUUCAAAUUAUACAAUACAAAUUCAAAUUAUGUGAUUCAAAUUCAGUUUUUUUAAUGCAAUUAUUAAAGUAAAGCAAUUCAAAUAUAAACAAUUCAAAUUCAGUUUCUGGUGGCGCAUAUUUCAGCCCAUAUUUAUUUAUUGAUGUUUUAUUGAUCUAGGAUAUUUUAAUAUUUCUUUUCCACAUUUCAAUUCCAAUGUUUAAUAUUCUCGAGAUUUAAAAAUGCAUUGCUGUGGAAAACGAUGAACUUAUUAUCCUUUAAUAUAGUUAUAAAACUAAAACGACAUCGAUACAACGAUACUAUCGUUUAUCGUGACAGUUUACGGGAAAAUAUAUCAUCCUAAAAGUUAUGUUAUCGUGACAGGCCUAAUUCUAUAUAUAAAAAAAGUUUCUUUGUGAUGAGAUUUUAGGGUUUUUUCUGCACUGUGGCCAACACACAAUGUCUGUCUCCUCUUCUUCUCCCGGGUUCUAGCUCUCUGAUUGAUCUGGAAAACAAAGCACAACAUAUUUGAGCGUGAGUGGCCAAAGUGUUAUCUCUUUUAGACAAUGUGUGUGUGUGUGUGUGUGUGUGUGUAGGUGUGUAUGCGUACGUGUUUUGAAAUCGUGCUGAGAGAUCACAGGACACUGAUCACUGAUCACUGAGGAAGUUCUUUGGGAAGUUUCGAGCGUCGCUUCACUUGAGAAGUCGACGCUUUUCUCUCACAGGGCUGCAUCAGAUGUUUGAAUGACAGAAAGUGAUGCUGACUAGCCAGCUGGUUGAGCUAUUCAACGACAUUUGAUGAGCCUGUGAUGUAAGUGCACUAAUAGUCUAACUCGAUAACGAUGGUGUCAAUAAUAUAUAUAUAUUAAUAAGAUGUAUAUUGAGAGGGAAAAGGAUGCCAGUAUGUACAGCAGCCACUAAAAGUUAUGGAUAAAAGCCAGUGUGAGAUGUGAAAAACAGUCUUGUCACACGUUAUUCAAAUACUUUUUGACCGAACAUUGUCUUAAUAUGAGCUCAGUGAGCAGAACCAGCCUCCUAGCUAGUGAGCACUAAGGUCAAGAGGCUGCGUUUACAUGCAGGAAAUGACUUUCUUAUGCUUGUGGUUGAUUUAAAGUGUAAUAUCUGUUGUGUUUAUAUACAGGUGCAUCUCAAUAAAUUAGAAUAUCAUAGAAACAUU
Messenger RNA from Centropristis striata (black sea bass), 4756 nucleotides. RefSeq names its product myelin associated glycoprotein (gene mag). The coding region runs from base 253 to 2202 and encodes 649 amino acids. The record is from RefSeq and is a predicted model, not a curated record. Lineage: Eukaryota; Metazoa; Chordata; Actinopteri; Perciformes; Serranidae. The transcript has 11 exons.